Molecule: messenger RNA, 6638 nt
Organism: Cuculus canorus (common cuckoo)
Lineage: Eukaryota; Metazoa; Chordata; Aves; Cuculiformes; Cuculidae
Gene: ARMC2
Product: armadillo repeat containing 2
Exons: 20
Coding region: 1078-3612 (844 amino acids)
Biological process (GO): sperm axoneme assembly; cilium organization
Molecular function (GO): protein binding
Source: RefSeq, a predicted model, not a curated record
ACUGUGAGUGCUUUGAGGCGCUGGCACAGGUUGCCCAGGGAAGCUGUGGCUGCCCCAUCCCUGAAGGUGUUCAAGGACAGGUUGGAUGGGGCUUGGAGCAGCCUGGUCAGUGGGAGGUGUCCCUGCCCAUGGCAGGGAAUUGGAACUGGAUGGGCUUUAUGGUCCCUUUGAACCCAAACCAUUCUAUGAUUCCAUAACCUUAAAGAUCCCUUCCAACUCAAACAUUCUAUGACACUAUGAAUUUGUUGCUAUUUACUUGUAUUUCACAGGCUUAGGAAAUGCCUUGGGCAGCCUGAUCUAGUGGGAGGUGUCCCUGACCUUGACAGAGGGGCUGGGAGUGGAUGAUCUUUAAGGUUCUUUCCAACCCAAACCCUUCCAUGAUUCUGUGAUGCAGGGAAGCCCUCUUGGAUGUGUAUGUUAAAUGGCAUACAAAAAAUCACACUUCUCUGAAAGCUGUAGGCUCUGUUUGUCACAGAAUCAUAGAAUCACCAGCUUGGAAAAGACCUCUUGGAUCAUUGAGUCCAACCAUUCUCCUAAUUUUGUUCUCAUUUCUGUUUGAUAGCAAUUCCUCUGCUUCAAAUUUUCACCAAGCGGAAAGCAUAUCAGUUGUGAUUGAUUUGUUGGUGAUGUUUACUGUUAUAUCUAGUCUAGUAACUAAGAGUUCGCUCUUCCUAAACAUGUAUUUGUGUGCUAGCUGUUCUAGGGGUCUGCUUGAGAAGAUAGAAUUGGAAUUCAGGUGUCAUCUGGAUUCAGAAUGUUCGUGGCUUGAGUACAGGGUUUCUCCUCAGUAUACUUAGUGACUGCAAAUGUACCCACUCUGUGUGCUGACAAAUUGCACUGGUUUUGUAAUGGGAUGUGGGGUGGCAGAGUCAGCCUGGUACCAGGUCUUGCAUAGUCAGCCAUGCUUCUCUCUUGUGCUGAUUGAUCCAGGAUAAGUGCUGCAAGGGUGCUGCUGUCUCGCUUCUGGAGAUAGCUAGGAUUAAUCCAGGGUUCUCUGAUCCUGUACCACUAUUUACUGCUGUCAAUUCUUCCUGUACAGCAAAGACACAGACCUCUGGAGUAAACAGUUAAGGGAGAAUGACAAGAGCCCAGCCAUGGCUUCUUAGGUACUGGUGUAAUGCUCUUCUGCUUUCCAGUAGAGAGCCAGGGAGGAGCUCUUUAUCUGUGCAACUUGAAAGGCUUCAUGCACCCAGUUCUGAUUUGGCUGAAUUGAGACCAGUGACUGGUGUUCGUCUUAGCCCACUGGCUCAUAAACGAACAAUAGUUGCUUCUGCAAAAGAUGAAGAUUCUACCAUUUCCCUUCCAAAGCUUCCUACCAAUGAUGCAGAGGUUAGAAAAGUCAGCAGUGCUCGGAAACGAACAAUAGUUGCUUCUGCAAAAGAUGAAGAUUCUUCCAUUUUCCUUCCAAGGCUUCCUACCAACGAUGCAGCGGUUAGAAAAGUCAACAGUGCUCAGAACCCAAUGCUGCUUACUACUGCAAAAGAUGGAUAUUCUUCCAUUUUCCUUCCGAAGCCUCCUGCCGACAAUGCAGGGGUUAGAAAAGUCAGCAGUGCUCAGGCGUGCUUAUUUAGAAAAACUUCCAAGGGAUAUUUCCAUGCUGCUAAAAUGGUUCCUCUUGAUCAGAAUGAAGAGAAGCCUGAUUCUGAAGAACCAGCUAUGAUGAGUAAUCUUUGCAGAAGUAAUACUAACUGCUUAGCAGAACGAAGGUCAUAUGCACCAUCUAAUGAUGUAGGUAGACAAUUAAAUUGUAAAAAACAUAUCAGCAGAUUGGAGAGAGAAGACUUCCUAAAAUGGACAGAAGGAAAAUCUUUAUUUCAACUGAGAGGAGAAAGAAGUGUCAACAGUGAUGGCAGUUUUGCUGAUGAAGAGCAACAGCUUCCCUGUGACCAGAUGAAAAAGCCUGGCACAAGUUCAUCAAGGCCAACAAGUACAGGCUUGAAGAGAAGAGUGGCAGGCUUAGAGGAUGAAACAAGAUUAAAUGAAUCAGAAGAGGAAGAAAACUUUUGGUGUAGAAAGAUUUUACCAAUUCUGCGUGAACUGGAAAAAGAUGAAAGUGGAUGGAAAAAAUCUCAGUGUUUGCAAGCUUGCAUUGGCAGGAAUGAGAAAAAUGAUUACAUAAUUCAAAAGGAUAGAUUAUUGGAUUGUUUGUUGGAGGUCCUGAGAACUGAAGAUCUACACAAAAACAAUGCAGCCCUCCUGUAUUGCAUGGGAGCUAUAAAAUUCCUGUCUGGAAAUGCAGUGCUCCUUAAUGAAAUGGUCAGCAAAGGAGGUGUUGAAAAGUUGCUGCAAUUAAUGAAGCAGAUUAAUAACAUAAAAGAAAAUGACACGUAUUUCUCCAACUCAGGCCACCUAUUAGUCCAGCUGACAGCUACUUUGCGAAACUUGGCUGACUUACCCCUGGCAAGAAGCCAGCUCAUUUGCAGUGGUGCAGUCUCCGAGCUCUCUGUGGCGCUACAGCAGCGCAUGAGUGAUAAGGAUGUAUGCACCUAUAUUGUCAGGAUAUUCAGCAAACUUUCUUCCUACGAUGACUUCUGUGCAGCUUUAGCAGACUGCUCCAGAUGUUACAUCUUAUUUUUAGCCCUACUAAACAAACACCAGAAGCGGCAGGAUUUGGUUAUCCGUAUCAUCUUCAUUCUUGGUAAUUUAACAGCAAAGAAUAACCAGGCCCGUGAGCAAUUCUUUAAAGAAAAAGGAAGUGUUAACACCUUGAUAUCAUUAUUCCAAACCUACUAUGAACGUGACUUGAAUACACAGAAAUGCUACCAUGAAAGAGCAGAGAAAGGAAAAAACCACCCUAAGCGUCCUUCAGAAGCAGAAGAUGUUCUGAUAAAACUGAUAAGAGUGCUGGCCAAUCUCUCCAUUCAUCCCAGCGUAGGAGCAGCUCUGGCAGCUGCCCAUCGUGUUGUGGAUUUACUUGUUACAGUACUAGAAUACAAGUCAGUUGAUGACUGUGAGGAGUUGGUCGUCAAUACUAUGAUAACAAUCAACAAUUUAUCUUACUACAAAGUGAAGGAUUCUGCUGUUCAAGACAAGAAGCUAUACAUUGCUGAAAUGCUUUUGAAGCCGUUGAUGAGCAACAAUAUGGAUGGAAUAGUGGAGGCUGUCAGAGUCUUUGGCAAUCUUUCCCAGGAUCAUGAGAUCUGUGACUUCAUCGUAGAAAAAAAGAUCUACAAGUUCAUGAUUACUUUACUUGAUGCCAAGAACCAAGAUGUCUGUUUUUCUGCCUGUGGAGUUUUGCUCAAUCUCACAGUAGAUAAGAACAAUCGAGCUUUUCUGAUGGAAGAAGGAGGAAUUGGAAAACUAGUUGACUGCUUACAAGACUUCGGGCCAGCGGACUGGCAGCUGGCUUGUUUGAUAUGCAAGACCCUGUGGAACUACAGUGAAAACAUCACAAGUGCGGCCUCAUGCUUUGGAGAAGAUACGGACACGUUGCUGAUGCUACUAACAUCACUCUUAGAUGAAGAGCUAGUGUUGGAUUACAGCCUUGAAGGAGACGUAAGGGACUACAAACUAUAUUGGGAAAGAGAAUUCAAACCUGUGGCAGAAAAACUUCUUGGUAGAAUUAAAAGCCAUCACUUGGCUCUUCCAGCUGUGACUGUUGAUCCAUUUUAAUUAGUAAAUAUUUUUUUUGUGGUGUAGGUUGUACAGAUUUGUAUUUCCAGCAUCCCCCUACGUUGCCAUUGGUAAGCAUGUUGAAAGGCAAGGCAAUUUAAUUUUUAAGAAGUUGGUCAAGUCUGGCAUUUAUACACCUGGUGCUGUCUUUAGGAGAAGCUUGCACAUGUAAUUACUUUUUACAAUAUAUUGGAGCUGAUCAAGCAGAUGUUCAGUGUGAUUUGUCUGUUACUUCUGUAUUUUCUUACCUGGGAAAACAAAACAAAACUAUUUGCUGACCUUUUGAUUUUUAAAAGGUGAAUUACCACCGACCCACACCUCUCUGGUAUCAAAAAUGCUGCGCACUGUAAAAUUUACAUGACAAGAGCCACCUACAGACUGACACACUUCUACUUCACAUGAAAUUCUGUGCUGGAGUUGAGGGGAAGAUAAAUGGCUUCAGUGCCUCAUUUGUUUCUUGGAAAAAAGAAUGGAUUUGUUUUCUGGAGGCAUUAAAGAAAGGCUGACGUGUAAGUAAGUACUCCCCUGGGGGGUGGGAGCUGGAGGCGUUUGUUCUUGGCAUUCGCAUCAAGGCAAAAGGCAGGCAAACACCCCGCUGUGCAGUGCAGGGUGGGGAUGUGGUGGAAAAGGCCUCGUGGCCAAGUCCUGUCAGCGGGUCUCAUUGGAACUGACAAGCGCCAAGUAGCAGUAGAGGCAGCCUGGAAUGGAUGUCGAGUCGAGGUGGACAUGUAGGCAAUGAGGAUUUGUUCAGAGAAAAUGCUGGUUAUGAGUCAUGUCAGUCAUUACUGAUCAAACUGUAAAUGAGGGCCUGGAGUGCUGCAUGGAGCACAGGGCAGAUUUGGGUGUCUACAAUGCUUUCAUUUGGGUACAAAGCCAGGGCGGCCUGAACUUUGGCCUCAUGGUCACAGUCUGGCCGGCAGCUGCUGCAGGAGGCAGCGGAUUCAGAGGUGCUGGGGUGGAGUGGAGAAUUCGGAGCACCUAACAAACAGCAAAACCCAGCAGUGGCUCCCGUGGAGCUGCAUGGACCCCUGGCUGAAGAAAAGUUCAGCAAGAAAGAGCCCCAAAAUGCUGGAUUUCUGAUAUGUUCUUAUGGCUUCUACCAUUGGGGUGUCUUUGCCCCAAACCUUGCCGCAGCAGCUCUCUUCUGACUCCAGGAGCCCAUUCCUGCCUAGCAACCGAGCACUUGGUCCCUGCCAUGCUGCUCUGUUUUUACCUCUGUGUGUGUGUACACACAGUUCUGAACUAACCCACAAAGAGGAUGGGAAGGGGGCUGCUAAUUGCUGCUCAUGGGGCAGACAGCUCUGCCAGGCUCUUCUGAGCACAAAUGCAUAAGGAAAUCCUUUUGUGGGUUGUUUUUAGUGCCUCACCUGGCCCCACACAGCAGCCAGCCAUGUAGUUCCCUUCACUCAUGCUGGUACACGCCCUUUCCUGCCAUGCGUUCCUUUUGGCUGGGAUCUCCUGCCCACACGGUCUUUUGGGGUGAGCUGGCAAUGCUACCAGUGCCCACAACAUAAGAGGUGUAGGAGCCGCGGCUGCUGCACAUGCAGGAGCUGCUGCAGUUUGCAGCCAAAGGCCCAGGCUCUGCAGGAGCAACUCAGGAGCCCCCAGAGCUAACAGCCUGCAGCAACGGAGGGCAGCGCAGCCCUGCCAGGGAGGGAGGCAGUGCUAUGCCUUGUUCCUUGUGUCCUGGUACCAUGCACAGCUUCUGCUCUGUGCAGCCACUGCACUUUCUCUUUCCAAAACCAAUUUCUCUUUUUUUAGAUCUUCAGUAAAACUAUUGUAGGAACACCUCGCAGACUCCUGAUGUUGUCAUCGUUCCUGCAGUCUUCCAUUCUCUCUUCAGGAUUACUCUGUCCUAUGAGGUUUUUUUUUUCUCUUUCCGCACAGGUAAGGGGGUGGGAUAUGAUUGGGGAACAAUUCUCUUGUUUUUGAAGACCAACCCUACUAUUGUCUUUGGUUGCCACUCUGCCUAACAGCCUUGCUUGUUCUCUUCUAGUUCAGGCCCGCAAACACCUCAGCAUUUUUAAUGGAAAAAUCCCCAACCGUUUUCAGGCCUUUUCUCCAAAGUGAGUUGGUUUCUGUGAGGUCAGGAGUGUCUGCGUGCUGUGGUUCGUGCUUCCGUUGAAAAUACAAGAGUGUUUGAUAUUGCAGUGUUUGCUGCCUGAAAAGGGAGACAGUGCCUGCAGGUACCCGCUUCUGCCUGGGCAGCCCGGGGAUGGAAAUGGCCAGUUUGGGCCUCUCAGGAAAUACCACAUCUACCUCUAAGCCUCCGUAAAAGCAGGAGGAGAACCACGUGCUGCAGAAACUCCAUUUACACACUGGAAAGACACCACCUUCUGCAUCGUUGGGCACAGCUUACCGUUCUGAUAUGCCCUGAGACAGGAAAGCUUUGCUCUGGUUUUGGCACAUUAAAAAUCCUGUAUUUUUAGUUAGGAGGAAACAGCAGAUGCUUCCUGUUAGUCAUAAUUUUUGACAGUUUAUUAAUCUUUCUCCCCUAGAUCUUUUCAGAUACUUCAGCUUCUUGGGCUGUGGGCUCAAAAGUGUUCUCAGGAUGUUCUGUAGUAACAGAAACCAGCCUGAGCAAACUGAGGAGCGGGCCAGGGGAUAGAAAGCUUAAUUUAAUUCUACCAGUGCGCUUGGGAAAAUCCAUUUCUUUCCUGCCUUACAAAUAAAGCUCCUACCUUCCUGUAAGCAGGAACAACGUUCAUUACUGGAGAACUGUAAAAUCAAUUUAACUUGCAAAAUGACAUUUAGAUCUUGUUAUUGAAAAGAAGUGAUUAUAUAAACACAGAGGUGGAAUCUUCCCAAUAAUAUCGCACCUACUACCUGUGAGGAAAGAGAAAAAUCCCACAGGACUGAGUAUUCCUGAAGAAAGGAUAGAAGACUGCAGGAAGCAUGAAAACAUAAGGAAUCUGCAAGGCGUUCCUACAAUAAUUUUAGUGAAGAUCUAAAUGUAUUUAAUCUCUUUUUCUUAAACUUUGUUUUCUCCCAUCAUUUUAGAGUCAGCUGAAAAAGCCAUGGCUUGU